Molecule: messenger RNA, 1788 nt
Organism: Kazachstania africana CBS 2517
Lineage: Eukaryota; Fungi; Ascomycota; Saccharomycetes; Saccharomycetales; Saccharomycetaceae
Gene: SNU66
Product: U4/U6-U5 snRNP complex subunit SNU66
Exons: 1
Coding region: 1-1788 (595 amino acids)
Biological process (GO): mRNA cis splicing, via spliceosome; maturation of 5S rRNA
Cellular component (GO): U4/U6 x U5 tri-snRNP complex
Source: RefSeq, a predicted model, not a curated record
AUGGCUGAACCUAUAGGAAACUUACAAGAUUGUUCGUCCAGCUACGGUAAUACUGGCUUCAAAAGGGGGCCUUCGCAAGAAAAUGAACAAGAUAAGCAUUUUUCUAAUGGAGAGGACCUUUCUGUUGGGGAGACAAACAAAAUCAGACUAUCAUUGGGACUCAAACCUAUCCCAUUAGGUGAUAAGAUUAUCAAACAGGAAAAAAAGGAGAAUGAUUUUAUUGACGUGUCAAAACUAGACAGGUUAAAAAGGAAAUUAGGUAACUUAAAAUCAUCUUUCAAUCUGAUCUCAGAUAAUCCGGAUUCCUCAUUAAAAGAUGAUGAUGACUUUCAGAAAAACUGGCUGCAAGAUAUUGGCACUAAGAAGAAGGCACACGUUCAGUUAAGGUACGAUGAGACGAAAAAUGAAGAUGAUGACCUAACAGAGGUGCAGCUUUCUAAUUCGAUUGGAACCAUUUUACCGGGGAAAGAAAUGGUGCUGACCUUGAAGGACAGUAGUAUAUUUGAAACUGAGGAUGAAGGUGCACCAAUAGAUGUUUUAGAAAAUGAAAAUGUGAUGCAUGAACAGCGGGCCGCUAAGCACCUUGAGUUGCGUAAAAUGAAUCAGCAAAGAAAACGAAAUAAAAUGGUACUGAACGUUUCGAGCAAAAUGAUUGCUCAAGAAGAGGAAAAGGAGGAGAAUGUGCGUCAUAAAAGUGGUUCAGUUAUUGCUGUAGGAGCCGAAGUAAAACCUAAAGAAGUAUCAGAAGAGCAGGAAUCAACAUCUCUUGAUGGUAAGAUCAAAGUUAUCUUUGAUGAAAGUGAUGCUUCAGCAGAAGAAGGUGAUUUCAAACCCAUAAAAUUGAAGAAAAGAAAAACGAGAAAUGAUCCUGGUAGUAACAGAAGAAAAAAGCUUAUUUUGCCGGACCGAAUGGUAAAGGUAGACCUUCAAGAAGACGAUACUAGUACGACUUACAUCGAUGAUUUUGAAGAAAAUAUCAUAAAACCAAAGAAGAAACUUGUUGAAAGAAAAUCUGCAGAUGAACUUGCAAUCGAGAUAAGAAAAGAGUCUUUGGAAAAUGAACAACGCAAAAGAGAGAUUUCUAGAUUACAUAAUAUUUCAUCACAGCUAAUAUUGGACGAGAGAGCUGACUUCUUUAAUUCAUUAUCUUCCAAUGUAUUGGAGGGUACACAAGUUGCUCCAGAAACUUUUGCAGAUCAUAUAGGUAAGAAUACGACAGGACACGCUUUUGCUACAGUAGAACUUCCUGACAAUCUCAACAAUAAAAGAGUAGAUAACGAUAUCGUCGAUCAUAGUAAAUCAUCGUCGGUAAAUUUUUACGGUGGUAUAGCUUCUACGUUGCAAUUUCUACAAGGUCAGAGCAUUUUCCCUGAAAGUCGAAGUUCGCAGACAAAUACAGAAAUAGCUGAUGAUUUCUUGGCACAUAAGCACAAUAUUGCAGCAAAAGAAACACGUAAACGUAUGCUGGAAAAAGGAUUGAGUAACGUCAGGAAUAAAUAUUCCAAGAAUGAAUCAAAGACAUCCCAGGAUCGUGAAGAACAGAAGAUGCAACAGAGUCUCAACGAAGUACAGGAUGAACUGCUGGAGGAUUACAAUCCUAAGAUUAAUUUGGUGUAUAAGGAUAAUCGUGGGAAUGAAUUAACUACUAAAGAAGCAUAUAAAAAGUUAUCCCAAAAAUUCCACGGUACACGGUCAAAUAAGAAAAAACUAGCGAAGUUUCAAGCUAAAGUUCAGGCCAGAAACAGGAUACAGAGUCUGCAGUACGUUUUCAACCCCGAGGAAGAAUGA